Leguminivora glycinivorella is the source of this 2904-nucleotide messenger RNA. It is a transcript of the gene Drak, whose product is annotated as death-associated protein kinase related. Gene Ontology annotation, cellular component: nucleus. NCBI's taxonomy places the organism in Eukaryota, Metazoa, Arthropoda, Insecta, Lepidoptera, Tortricidae. The record is from RefSeq and is a predicted model, not a curated record. Gene Ontology annotation, biological process: positive regulation of apoptotic process; intracellular signal transduction; protein phosphorylation. The transcript has 7 exons. Bases 395 to 1771 code for a protein of 458 amino acids. Gene Ontology annotation, molecular function: protein serine/threonine kinase activity; ATP binding.
AGUGCGGUCGACUCGUCGAUGCGCAGCUGUCCGCGCCGCGCUUGUCAAUUUUAAGUUUUCCGAAUCGCGUGUGUAAAUAAACAAAUUAUUUUACUUUUCAUUGCGAAUAAUAUAAUGAAGUGAUACAAAUGUUUGUUUAAAAACCGUGUUUACUAACAGUGUAGCGUUUGAACAAAACCGUAACCGCUUCUCGCAAUGACAAGGGAGAGCACUCGGUUACCUUUUAAGAAACCCGGAGGCAUUACAAUGUUUCAUGUGGCCUAAUUGAUGCCUCGUAUUUGCUGAUAAGUGUAUACGUUGAUUUCAAGGACUAUUGUGAAUCGUUCGGAAGUAUUACAAUCUUUGUUUCGAGUUUAUCGACUCGGUCGUCAGUCGUCAAGAGUACACGUUGAAAAUGAGUGUUAUAAGUGGUUUGAGUAAAGCUGACAUCAAGACGGCGAGUGAUGGUCUGCUGGAGCUCUCCGAGGAGAAGCUCCGCAGCAUCAUGCGCACGGAGCCCAUCACAGACGUCUACCACGUGGAACAGACUCCCUUUGCAAGGGGCAAGUUCGCAUCAGUCCGCAAGAUCCGGCACCUGGUCUCCGGCGAGGAGUACGCAGCCAAGUUCAUCCGCAAACGGAGACGCGCUGCAGACAGUUCCAGAGAGAUCCAGCAUGAGGUCGCCGUACUAGCGCUGUGCGCUGGCUGCACACGCGUCGUCAGAUUGCAUGAGGUGUACGAGACCCGUUCGGAAGUGGCCAUAGUCCUGGAGCUGUGCGCGGGCGGCGAGCUCCAACGCCUCCUGGACGAGGAGGAGCGCCUCUCCGAAGGCGCCGCGCGCCGGGCGCUCCGUCACGUACUCGAGGGCCUAGCACAUUUACACGCUCGACGCAUCGCACAUCUUGACUUGAAGCCACAGAACUUACUCCUCACUGGAGGGGGCGAAGAGCUACUUAUCUGCGACUUUGGAAUCAGUCGCGCUAUUCAGCCUGGAGCGCAUGUUAGAGAAAUUUUGGGGACGAGGGAUUAUGUUGCACCAGAAAUCCUCUCCUACGAGCCUCUGUCCCUGGCGGCGGACAUGUGGUCGGUGGGCGUGCUGGCCUAUGUGCUGGUCAGUGGCUACUCGCCCUUCGCCGGCGAGACGAAGCAGGAGACCUACCUGAACAUCGCACAGUGCCAGCUCAGCUUCCCGAGAGACCUGUUUAGAGGAGUCUCGCAGAGAGCCAUGCAGUUCAUCAGGGACACACUCGUCGUGGAUCCUAAGGGUCGUCUUACAGUGGAAGAGUGCCUGGAGCACCCCUGGCUCAAAGACGACACCGACAUCCCGCGAGCCAUCGUCGGCCUCGGGUUCGACACGGCGGCCAGUGACUCCGAUGAGACGGAGAACGGAGUCAACGGCAAUGGUGUUAAUGGACAUAAUGGAGUCAAUGGGGUCAAUGGACACAGCAACGGGACUAAUGGGACACAUGAUGAGGAAAAAGAGCGGGCUGUGUCGCCAUGUGCGGAGGAGCGCCUGCCGCCGCUGAAGCACGCGCACGCGCGCGACCCCGCGCCGCCCUUCCCCGACGCGCCCUCCACGCCCAAGGUGAGGAUCGUGGUGUCCCGCAAGUCGCUCCCCUCGCCGCCGUCGGUCCUGGCGCUGUGCAAGAAGUUCCAGCCCGACUACGAGAAGCCGGCGGCGCGCGCCUGCCCGUGCGAGUGCGGCGCCUGCUGCCCGCCCGCGCCCGCGCCCUGCCUGCGCCUGCGCCUGCCGCCCGCGCGCGCCGCGCAGGACCGCGCGCUCAUCUGCUAGCGCCUACUUACUGCUGGCGCCUCUUGUCUGCGCUGGCCUACUAGAGGGCGCUGUACUUAGGUGGGCUUUACAGCGAACACUUAUCCGUUUUAAGCGGGCGACAAAUCUACGAGCGAGUACUUAUGACUCGACGAAAAUUUCGAACCGAUCGCAUCGUCGCGGCGGUUUUAAAGUUUACGGUGACACGCAAUCGAAAAAGGUCGUCGAGCCAUAGGUACGCGUACUCGUUCGCACGUCUAUCACCCGCUUGAAAUAAAGAUGUGACGUCUUGAUACGAUGGCAUUUUGAGCGUUAGGUUUCCCCGAAUGCGGAAUCUAGUUUCACCGACCGAAAAUAACUCGUCAGUAGGAAAUCUAUUUGAGAAAACUUUACACCGAUUUAAUUAAUACUGAGCGUGUUAUAAACGCCAUAUUUAUAAAAAUUUUAUACUAUUCACGACGACAACGUGUUAACUUAUUCGAAUUGAUUUACGGUUGUAUUAUUUCCUUUAAUUGUAAAACGUUUUCCUGACGAUAAUAAGUAUUUAAGUUUCACCAUCGCUUAACUGAAACGUACAUAAAAUGCUUCGCUCAAAAGUCCAUCUUUAAGAUCCUACCCUCAUCUGCCGGCGCCAAUGUUUCUGGCACGAGCAAACUAGAGGGCGCUCUAGUUACUGAACUUGGAUGUGAUCCCCUUUUUCAUAAUUUACAGUACUUAAAGUUUUUGACCGGUAAAGAAAUUAAUUAUAAACGAGAGACAUAUUAGUUGCCGUUUAAGUUGAUUUCGGUCAAUAACUUAAUAUUUGUCAAUUCUGAAAAUAGAGAAAGAUUUAAAAAACUGCCCGGUGAAGAAAGUGAUAUGUUUGUAUGUCUUUGACCUAUUAAAAAUACUACUGAUAUUUCAGUACCAAUGUGAAAUGAUAAAAUUACUACUUACAACAUGUAAAGUGAACGAAACAUAAUGGUUAAUAAUAAUAAAAUAAAUUGUACUAAAGUAUGUGUAAAAUCUGUAAAAUUACCUUAUCAAAUGUUAUUAAGUAUAUCAAAAAAUUGCAUUUUCUCAAACAUGCAAUGAAAUAUUGUCUUUACGUUCCUUAAAAUGGGCUGGGAAGUAUCGCUUUUUGGGCGCAACAACUCGAGAGGACUGUAAAGGGA